UUCUGCCCCUUCCUUUCCAGUCCCGACCCGACGCCGCUUGACCCGCCGAGUUCUUCCAGCGUUUUGUGUGUGUUGCUCAAGAUUUCCAGUUUCUGCAGAAUCCCUUGUUUACAUCCCUCCUCGCUCCGCCCACAGAGGGAUGUCUUCGAACGUCAUGGCGUUACCUCCCUCAGGAGCAGUUUAAAAAAAAUAAAACCGUAUGCUCUGUUUACGAAGCAGAUGCUGCCUGACUUAGGCAUUCCUUGUACUUUCUGUUUUUAAUGUGGAUUUCGAUCGUCUGCAAGAUCUUCCUGUUGUAAUUAUUGUUGCCUUUAAUUUCCUAAUGGCACUGUUCACAAAGGGCUUUGUUUCUUUGAUUCGUACAACUGAAGCGAUGAGCCGAAUGUUCAGUACCUCGACAGUCUGUGGAGCUAUACAGAAGAUGACCAGGGUGCGGGUUGUGGACAACAGUUCCCUCGGCAACACCCCGUAUCAUAGGCCGCCCAAGUGCAUUCAUGUGUAUACCAAAAAUGGCAUCGGCAAAGUAGGAGACAAAGUCUUGUUGGCAAUCAAAGGACAGAAGAAGAAGGCGUUGAUUGUCGGUCACAAGAUGCCUGGACCUCGGAUGACACCCAGGUUUGACUCCAACAACGUGGUGCUCAUUGAAGAUAAUGGCAACCCAACAGGGACGCGCAUCAAGGUGCCUGUCCCCAAAGCUCUGCGGAAGAUGGGUGGUGAAUAUUCCAAAAUACUAGCCAUCGCUCAGAAAUUUGUCUGAUUGGGUAUCACCAACCUUGUGUUGUAAGCAUCAGUCACUUCCUGCAGCUUAAACAUCUGUUUUUCUUGCUACUUUAUUCCAAGAUUUGAAGAUUGUUCAAUUAUAUCAGAUGUUCAUUUAAAUAUUAAAAAUUUUAUGUCCUUGGUGCUUAUGAACUUCUUUCUGUCACUGUGAUAUUUGGUCAUGCUUUUCUCAUUUCAAACUAUUAUAUCAUUAUUUCCAUUUUAGUGUAUUCCUAACAUUGUGUUGUAGUUUCUGGUUGGAAGGUCUGUUUGUAAUCAAUUGUUGAGCCAUGCAGCCCAGAAACAGGCCCUUCGGCCCUCCGUGGCAUGUUGGCAAUAAUUUACCCAGCAAUAUUAAUUCAGUCCUAUACAUUGGUGAUUCAUGUGCUAGUCAUAGAGUAGCACAAUAAGGAAUCAGACCCUUUGGCCGAAUUUGUACAUGCCGACCAUUGUGCCCGCCAAGCUAGUCCCAUUUGCCCAUGUUUGGCCCAUAUUCCACUAGACCCUUUUAUCCAUGUACUUAUCCAAAUGUCUUUUUAAUGUUAGUGUACCUGCCUCAGGUACUUUUUCCUGGAAGCUCUCUGCUCUUUUGAUUUUACUUCCCCCUGCCCAGGGGGCAAAAGUCUGUGCAUUCACUCUAUCUAUGCCUAUCAUGGAUUUAUACACCUAUGUGCCAAGGAAUUAAGCCCUAGUAUGGACAACCUCUUCUGAAUUCAGGCCCCUGAGUCCUGGCAGCAUUCUUGGAAAUCUUUAUACUAAUUUCAGUUUAAUAAUUCAUUUUCUAUUUCCAAAUAUGGUCUUACCAACAUCUUGUACAUCUACAACAUGAUGUCCCUACUCCUAUACUUAAGGCCAGCUUGCCAGACACCUCCUUCACCACCCUGUCUACCUUUAACAUUGCUUUCAACCUUAUAUCUUUAAGUAAUUCCCUGUUUUAUUCUUCAAUGCUGUGAGGGUACCUGCCUCCACCAUCCCUCUUUGUAAACAAUUGUGAAUCUGGCUCAAGAGCAUGUAUUAAUCAUGAUCUUUCAAGAAUCACUUGAUUUGUUCAUCAUCCUAGAGAAUUGGAAGAUUGUAAAUGUCACUCCACUCUUUAACAAGGGAGAAAGGCAAAAGAAAGGAAAGCAUAGGUCAGUUAGCCUAACCUCAGUGGUUGGGAAAGUGUUGGAGUCUAUUAUUAAGGAUGAGGUUUUUGGUUACUUGGAGAUAAUAAAAUGUCCAAGUCAGCAUGGUUUCUGUAAAGGGAAAUCUUGCCUGACAAAUUGUUUAGAGUUCUUCAAGGAAGUAACACGCAGGGUGGACAAAGAAGAGGCAGUGGAUGUUACUUACUUUGAUUUUCAGAAAGAAUUUGAUAAGGUGCUACACAUGAGGCUGUUUGACGAGAUAAAAUCUGAUGGCGUUACCGGAAAGAUACGGGCAUGAUAGAGGAUUGUUUGACAGGCAGGAAGCAGUGAAUGGGAAAAAAGGGGGCUUGUCUGGUUGGCUGCCAGUGACUAGUGGUGUUCCUCAGGGGUCAGUUUUGGGACCACUAUUUUUCACUUUGUUUUCGGAUAAUACGAAGAUAGUAGGUAGUGCUGAGGAAGCAAUGUGAUUGCAGCAGGACUUAGACAAAUUGGAAGAAAGGGCAAAAAAGUGGCAGAUAGAAAACAGUUUUGGAAAAUGUAUAAUGCAUUUUGGUAAAAGGAACAAUAGUGUGGACUAUUGUCUAAAUGGGAAGAAGGUUCAAACAUCAGAGGUGCAGAGAGACUUAGGAGUCCUUGUGCAAGAGUCCCAGAAGGUUAAUUUACAGGUUGAGUCUGUGAUAAAGAAGGCAAAUGCAAUGUUGGCAUUUAUUUCAAGGGGAGUAGAAUAUAAAAGCAAUGAGAUAAUGCUGAGCUUUUAUAAGACACUAGUAUUUAUAAGCCAUACAGAGUAUGAUCAACAGUUUUGGGCCCCAUAUCUCAGAAAGGAUGUGCUCUCAUUGGAGAGUCCAGAGGAGGUUCAUGAGGAUGAUCCUGGGAAUGAAGGUGUUAACAUAUGAGGAGCGUUUGGCAGCUUUGGGCCUGUACUCACUGAAGUUUGGAAGAAUGCAUGGGGACCUCAUUAAAACCUACUGAAUGUUGAAAGGACUAGAUAGCGUGGAUGUGGAGAAGAUGUUUCCUGUGGUGGGGGUAUCCAGAACUAGAGGGCACAGCCUCAAAAUUGAGAGGCGACCCUUUAGGACAGAUGUGAGGAGGAAAUUUUAGCCAGAGAUAGUGAAUCUGUGCAACGUUCUGCCAGAGAUUGCAGUGGAAGCCAAGUCCGUGGGUAUAUUUAAGGGGGAAGUUGAUUGUUUCCUGAUUGGUAAGGGCAUCAAAGGAUAUGGUGAGAAGGGGUUGAGUGGUAUCUGGGAUCAGCCAUGAUGGAAUGAUGGAGUAGACUCAAUGAGCUGAAUGACCUAGUUCUUCUCCUAUGUCUUAUGGUCUAAGAGACUGUUUUUCUUAUUGGAGAAGAAUGUUAAUGAAUGACAAAUUUGGUAAAUUGGGUUAUUGUAAUGUACCGAGGUACAGUAAAAACAUGAAUGUAUGCCAUUUGUACAGAUGAUUUUAUUGCAGAAAUGCAUUGAGAAAUAAUGUGAAGUCUUUGCUGGGAGAAAAAGCAAAUGCAAUUUGGGGUAAGCAAAUCAAAACUGGACAAAGAUUGAAGUUGUGACCAAAGCAUUAAUAAUGUUUGAAGUUUAUGAAAGCCCUUGAUUUCGCAUAGCAAAGGGAACUAGAGAGAAUUCUAGUUUUCAAACAAUCCCAAAGGGCCUGUUUCCAAGCCGUAUUAGUCCAUGUGCAAUUGUAAUUGUGGUUUUGCAGAUAAACACAGGAAGUGUUAAAGUUUCUCAUACUGUGUAUAUGAAGGCCAUACACCAGUCAUGUGACAUCUACUCUCCAUGUUUGACAUUACAAUGCCAUUGUAUAACUUGGCCUGCAUCAUUCUAAUGAGGCAGAACCAUGUUUAUGGAUAGAACAAUCCAAUGUUUUCUUAUCACUGCCCAACCUGUUAAAGGAAAUAGACCCUUUUCUAUUUACUCCAUACAGGCCUCUCUUAAUUUUAUUCUUCUCAAAUAAAUCUCCACUUGAUGUUAGUGCCAAAAAAAAUGGCCACUGCUGCAGCAUCUUCUCAUUAACAAUAACUUUCCAGUCCUAGUCUUUGGGAUUUUCUCUACACUUCACUAAAUGUGAUCAUGUUGUUCUAAUGUCAUGGUAAAUUAUACUAUAGCAGUCUGACUAAUGUUGUACUGUUCUAGUGAGACCAUGUUCUUGUAUUUUAUGCUUUGAGUAAUAAAGGUAAAUAUCCCAUAUUCCUUAACCACCUAGAGAUCUCUAAAUAGUACACUCCCUCUAUUCCUUUGUACUCUUGUUUGUUAUUCCUGUCCGCACCUUGUGUCAUAAUGGGUGGCAACCUUGCAGUUUCUUUUGCAAUUUUUUUCUUACGAGGCUGAGUUGCUGGCUCGAUGCUCAACUCAGCACAGAUGGAACGCAUUCAAGGAGCCAGUCAGAUUUGAACUCAGGACCACUCUCCUCGAAGUCCAGUGCUGAUGCGACUAUGCCACCGGCUGGCUGAUACCUCUGUACUCAGUAUCGUUAAUUUGGACUUGUUUUGACAUGACUGUAAAUUAUGUAGAAUCUGCUGGAUCUGUCACACUUGGGGCAGGGGAAGUA
Mobula hypostoma (lesser devil ray) is the source of this 4427-nucleotide messenger RNA. It is a transcript of the gene mrpl14, whose product is annotated as mitochondrial ribosomal protein L14. The record is from RefSeq and is a predicted model, not a curated record. Gene Ontology annotation, biological process: translation. The transcript has 3 exons. Gene Ontology annotation, molecular function: structural constituent of ribosome. Gene Ontology annotation, cellular component: mitochondrion; ribosome. NCBI's taxonomy places the organism in Eukaryota, Metazoa, Chordata, Chondrichthyes, Myliobatiformes, Myliobatidae. The coding region runs from base 323 to 757 and encodes 144 amino acids.